CUAAAUCUAAAUUUUUAAUUUUUUUCGUGAUAGCUGUUUCUUAUCAUAAAUAUAUUAUUAUAAAUGUCUAAAUAAGUUAUCAGGCUUGUGAAAACUAUUUUGUGGUUAAUAAAAAUAAUUUCCGUUGUAUAGUGAUAUUAAGCUUUAAUCCAAAAUGAUGUUAACAAGUGGUGAACACAUAUCUUACAUUGCGAUUCUGCUAUUUAUGGUACCACAAAUAAGGGCAGUUAUACAAAUUGGAGGACAAUACGAUAUAUCAAUAGGAAAUGACAUUGUGACUAUUUCAUCGUUCGAACCCAAUGAAUCGAUCAUUUUACCAGAUAGGUGUAAAUUAAGAGAAAAUAUUGCAUCGAUUGGUGACAACAAGUGCCAAUUUAGAAAAGUAGCCAUAGAUGAAAAAAUAGAUUGGCGCUCCCAAUUUAUCCAUGUAACACAAUUCGAUAAACAUUCCAGUGUUGUCUAUUUAGAUUGGUUACAUAAAUAUGGCAAUAGUGUCUAUAACUAUGUUUUAAGAGUGAAUUUAAAUGAUUUGACUUGUAACGUGUUCACAAUAGAAAUAAGAAAACUGAAGAACUUUUCAUCAUAUAUCAACCCAUGUAUAGAAAAAUUAGAUGAAAAAUUUCUGGAAAUGUGCUAUGUUUUCCAUUGUUAUCCGGAAAACAAUAACAACAAUUUGAAUACACAAUUGGAACUGGGUUCCAAAAGAACUUACAUAUCCAAUAUUGAAGCUGAGCAAGAGAUACCUACAGAAUCGAAAUUAGACUACAUCACAAAUCCGAAGUUAAAUUGUGAUUUAUAUAGAGUACCAUUUUUAUUGACCUUAGCUACUCUUAUACUUGUAGUAAUAAUAUUUAUAAUAGUUUUAGUAUAUAUUUGGAAAAAAUACAAAAUCAUAGAAUACCAGCAGUGGAAAGAUUACUGUGAUUUAAAUAUAUACAAAAAUGCUAGCACCAGAAGUGACGGCUACCUAACUCCAAAAUUACCUGAGCCACACACCUAUCAAGAUAUUAUCUUUGGCCCCCCAUCUCCAGAACCACAUUAUGAGAUGGCGCCUUUGACGAAUACUGCUUUAAAGACAGAAAAAGAAAGUAGGCGUAAAGAUAUUAUGUUUACAUGAGUGUAACCUAGUUUAACCUUUUCUGCCUGUCAUUGGAGAAGUAGAAAAUAUGAAACCAGAGCAGGACGAAACAAACCAGAAAAGUCGGAGGCAGAAACAGGAUGACCGAAAACAAACAUUUGCUUCUUUAACUUAUUCGACAUCUUAUCGAUUCGUUUUUCGCCAAAGUAUAGUUACAUUUCACCAAGGAGGCAACAAGUAGGUUUUAUAUGGGUUCCAUCAUACAUUGGACUUCAAGGAAACGAUGAGAACGCGGAUUUUCAUGCCAGAGAAGCAAUACACAAUGCAUCUUCAGUGUUAGUGAACUUAGUGUCUGUUUCCGACUACAAAUCGUUCCUCAAGGAAAAAGUGAUAAACGAAUGGGAAAACGAGUGGAAUCUUUCACAAUCAACUCUACACACAGUAAAGCCUUCAAUCGAAUCUUGGUGCGAGAUAGACUUAAAUCGCCAGCUGUUUGUGAAACUAACUCGUUUACGUAUAGGCCAUAGCAGACUAACUCACAGCUACUUAAUCUAUCAGUCAAAUCACCCUAUUUGUGACUUAUGUAAGUGCGACAUUAAUAUAAAACACUUAUACAGAAGUAAAAACUUCAAGUUGUAUACUGGUAUAAAAUCGUUUAUUAAAAACUUCAUAAAAUGUCGUGCAAAACGUUUUCGUUCUAAUUCAGAACAUCUUCAGUGCAUUCUGAUAAGUAGUAGAAACUAUCACACUAAUUAAAGUGGUGACAUCAUAAUAUAUGGUUUACAUGUUAGAUUUAAUAAAAAUAUGGUGAAUACCAGUCGAUGUUGAAAGAUUAAAAUCAGUACAUGCUUAAAGGGCAACAUGCUUCCCUGCUCGAAAAAGUAACUAGGUACUUGCCAGUUCAAUGGACCAACUAAUAUAAAACACAUGUUAAUAGAAUGUCCUAAAUAUAUUAAUGAAAGACAAAAACACUCAAUAGUGUCAACUCAAUAUAAAAACAGUCUUAGGGCCGGUUGUUCGAACGGUAAUCAAAAAUGGAAUCAACUGAUCAUUAUCAAAUAUUUAAUUACUAUCAACUUUAAUUGGGUUGCUGAAUUGUCACUAAUUGAUUAAUUAUUAUUUAAUUAUAUUAUAUUAUAUUAGUUAUUGAUUGAUUAUUUGUUGCAUAAAAGUCAAUUUGGUUCACGUUUAUGCAACGCAUCACAAUGAAUGAUUAGUGUUUUACGUGUAUUUGAUAUCUCGAUUUGAUUCUCUUUAAAAAAAUCGAUUACAAUCAACUGUUUGGCGCACGAACAACGGAUUUUGUUAUUUCAUGGAUGCUAAGGGGACAUAAUUAUUAACUUCUUGAUUAGCGUUCGAAUAACCGGCCCUUAGGAAAACAUUGUAAAUUUACAAAUAUGUUUAAUUUCUUGAAAUAAUAAUAACAUUUAUUUUCCAUAAAAGUAGGUAUACAAUUAAUAAUAAUACAAUACUAUACUUACAUCACAAUACAAUAAUUAAUUUAAUAUUACAUUUAUUUAAUUGUACUUUGGUCAAGGUAAAUAAACAAUAGUUCCCAUUAAAACAAUGAAGUAGAGCAUGGGCCAGAUUUUUUUUUACAUUGUUCAUUUAUAUUGAGCUUACAUUAAAUUUUUAUUUAAGCGAUUAAACAAUUUUACAUAAUGUAACAAUUAUAUUAAGUUAAAGAAUUUUUUAAGCGAUUUCAAUUAAUUUAAUCCCAUCCCCUUUCAUCGAAUUCCUCCUUGGAUUAUGCAGACCCCUCAAACUAACACAAAUUUAACAAAAUUCAAUAAAUAUGAAACACCUAAAGAACUCAUGAUAAAAGCUUUUUUUGAAAUUAUACACAAUAAUCACUUUGAUCAAGUAAUAUACAACGAUGCUUCCAAAAGUGAUUUAGGGGUUGGCUGUUCAGUCACCUCUCAAAACAAUCUCAUUUGUGCUUCUUUUAUUCCUCUUCUGUGCAGCGUACAUACUGGAGAAUUAUAUAGUAUCUUACAGGCUGUUAAGAAUAUUAACCUCCCGAAUAUAAAUGUUGCCAUUUGUACAGACUCUCUAGCUUCAAUUUUAUGCAUUCAGGAAUUAUUUACCGAUCAUCCUCUUGUCCAAAAUAUCCAUCAUUGUUACUACCACCUUUCUACCUUAAACACUAAGAUUACAUUUAUAUGGAUUCCGUCUCACAUUGGUAUACCUGGCAAUGAACUUGCAGAUCAGCAUGCUAAAACGGCUUCAACAGAUACCACGUCAACAACCCACAUCCAAAUUUGUAAAGAUUUGAAAACAGAAGCGUACAGAUUCACAUGGAGAUUAUGGCAAACCCACUGGAGUUCCUUAAAUACAUCUUUACGUGCAAUCCAGCCCUCAGUAUAUAAGCCACUUUACACUGGCCCCACAGGACUCUCUAGACAAGACCUUAGAAAUAUAAGAAGAAUCCGUAUAGGCCACACCAAACUUACUCACGGCUUCCUGAUGUCAUCAGAUAUCCGGCCUAUCUGUUUAACAUGCCAGUGCCAACUUACCGUGAACCACAUUAUUACCGAAUGUCAUCAGUUCAGUGUAGUAAGACAACAGCUCAAACUAAAACCGCAGCUAUGUGACAUUCUAAGUGAUACCAACCAGUUAGACAGAGUUCUUCAGUUUUUAAAAAAAAUAUCAUUGUAUCAUAAACUUUAAUUUUUUUUAUGACAUAACUUGUUAAUGCUCUUUAAUUCUACCUCUUGUAAUCUUGUUUGUAAUCGUCCCGUGCGAGUGGCUAUAGUUGCCGAGCACGUUAAUGUAAAUAAAAAAAAAAAAAAAAAUUAAUUUAGCAAUUCUAUUAAAAAAUUGACAUAAAAAAGAAUUUCUACAAAGGAGAGAUAUUUCGUGCCUAUAACAAUUGAUGCAUAUAUUUAAUCUGAGACUACCAACUUUAUUAAUUGGUUUCAAAAAGGUGGCUGAACAUUUGCCUGUGAUUUUGUUUCAAAUACCUACUAAACAAUUUCUUAAUCAUUUUCAGGGAAUAUAUAGUGAUUAGGUAUGUUUUGUAAAUUUCAGGGAUCAAAUUGUAGAUUCUUCCUUGUAAACACUCAAACUUUCGUUUCCCAACUGUUUUCUUUGCAAUAUUUAAUCUAACACAGGACUGUGCUCUUGUUCUUGUAUUAUAGGUAUGCUCUAAUGGUGUGAGUAAAUGUUUAUUUUUGUAUAGAUUGGCAAUUAUGGUAAGAAUAUAUAAUUGUCUUGUAUCUAACUUUUGAGAUUCGCUAUAUAGAUCAAUAGUAGAGUAUCUCGAAGGUCUAUUGUAAAUAAAUUUCAAUAUUUUUCUCUGGAUAAUGUCUAAUUGGUUUAGGUGUGUAUUUACAACUCCACCCCAACUAAGGAUUCCAUAACGUAGACGCGAUUCUACCAAAGAAUAGUAAAUACCCUUUAGAUGAUGGAUAUCUAGUAUGUUACGUAAAUAUCGAAAUUUGUACAACAGACAUCUCAAUGUUUUACACGUUUGGUUUAUGUGUAUAUCCCAUCGUAGAUAUGAGUCGAUGUGAACUCCAAGGUAUUUUGUAUUACUUACUGCAUUAAUAUUCAGAUUCUGUAUUUUUAUAAAUUUAUAAUCUGGUAGACCUCUCUUAUAGCUUGUAAAUGGAACAUAAACCGUCUUAUCCAUAUUUACUGUAAGAAGUUUGUGGUUAAAUAUAUCAAUAAUUCUUCCUAAGUCAUGUUCCAUUUUUCUCUUUAGUUCCAUCCACGUAUCUGCAGAGUACAAAAUUGCUGUAUCAUCUGCAAAACUUAAUAUAUCACCUUCAGUACGGCAAGUAAGGAUAUUACAUUAAGGAAAGACAUUAAUGUUUUAAACAAACUGUAACUACUCUUAAUAUUUUGUAAACCCUACUUAUAAAUUGCAAAAAUUGUAAUUAACCAAAAAAUACUGUUAGAUUUAAGUAACCUUGUAUCAACUAUAGUACAGCUGAUAACUAGACUUAGGCAAAUAUGCAAAUUGCAUAUUUUGCAUAUAAUGCAUAAAAAAUGCAAAAAUUUCCAAUUUUGCAUAUUUUUAUAUAAGUGUGCAUAAAGUGCAUAUAAUUUUAAAUUUUGGUUGUAACUAUACAUAUAUUUUUAUAUUACUGUAACAAGUAGCUUGGGACCUCAAUAUUUAAUUUUGUUUUAUAAUCUCUUGGUACAUAUACAAAUUUUGGGUACCUGAAUGUAGUAACUAAUAAAAGAGCGGCUUAUUAUAUGUACAAAGUUUUGUCACGUUUUGGUUACAAAGGUUCCAAAAUCAGCCAGUUUAUAUCUCUAGGUAAAAAUUUUUAUUUUGACGGCCCAUUUCGCUUUUGUUGUAAAAUAAGCCGUGAAAACGUGUCUUCGUAAUUGUGAAUAAUUAUUGUGCUUUGAAAAUGCCGCAAAUAGACAGUUCAGUGUCGUGGUGUCAUUCAUAAAAUCAAAUUAUAGUUUUGUUCAGAAAACUAUUACUACUCAAUUAGAAUUCUCCAAAUAAUUAUCAUUGCUAGACAGUACAUUUUAAAUAAAAGAAUUUGAAUCACUGUUUCAAAACGUUAAAAGUAAUACAUAUUGGAUAGGAAAUUUUUCAAAAAUUUAAAGCUACCAUGAAAAAAAAAAACAGUGGUUGUUACCAGAUUCUUUCUCAAGUGGUUUAAGUACUAGGCUGGGACAUUUUUGGAAGCACUUAAUUUAGAACCAACUAUUAUCGUAAAUUUGAACAAUGCCCCAAUUACAUCAGUUAAUAUCGAAAGAAAUUUUUCUAUGUAAUCAGAUAGAAGCCAUAAGUAUUUGUUAGAAAAUUUUGAACAGCACUUAAUAAUUAUUUAUUGUUACCACAAUUCGAAAUAACAUCAAUUAUUUAUUUGUUAAAAUACUCAAAUACUUAAAUAUUUAAUUAAUUAGCUUAGUUAGUAAAAUAUAUACAUGUUAAUUAAUACACCAUGUGGAGAUAUUGUAAAUAUGUUUGUAAAUAAAAAACUACUGUAAAUAUUUUUUAAAUUAAGUACAUGCAUAUUUUCUAGAUAAACGUGCAUAUUCUUAUGCAAUCAACGUGCUCUUUUAUUAAACAAACACCAGUAAGAUGCUU
Messenger RNA from Diabrotica virgifera virgifera (western corn rootworm), 6134 nucleotides. RefSeq lists its product as uncharacterized. The record is from RefSeq and is a predicted model, not a curated record. Bases 155 to 1117 code for a protein of 320 amino acids. The transcript has 2 exons. NCBI's taxonomy places the organism in Eukaryota, Metazoa, Arthropoda, Insecta, Coleoptera, Chrysomelidae.